GGCUCGAGUGGGGAGAGACCGGUCCACUGCAACUGUUAACUACUUGAAAUCGGAAGGAAAAUAAAAUCAGUCGACGAAAGCGCGUCUUGGUGUGCAGAUCCGAAUGUAAAAUGCCGCGCCGCGUCCUUCUGCUCCUCCUCAGUGCCUUCUCCAUAGUGCACUCUGCGAAGAACGUCUCCUUCCUCGCGAAGAACGUCACCAUCUCCAAAUGCUGUUCCUUCACAGACACCCUCAACAACGAGAACAAAUGCAUCCCUAUACUAACCCCAAAAUGGACUCUCAAAGUGUUCAGCCCCCGCAGUCACAACUACCUCCCCGAUAACCAGGUGCCCCCCAACUGGCACUUGAAGCCGGCGUCCAAGCCCCCAUGCGCCCUACCGGCGUUACUCACCCCCAAUCUGGGCAACUACAUCUCCUUCCAAAACGGCUCGCUGUACGUGCUGGAGUACAACGAGAUCGUGCACCCGGACAACUUCUGCAUAGACUAUGCCGCUGUUUUGGUGUGUCUCAAAGCGCAACAAGCGGAAAGUGUGACGGCCGUCAGGGUGAAGAAGUGCUGCGGGGAAAAUGCCAUCUUCUCAGAGACCAAUAAGACGUGCAUACAUUUCAAAGACGCGGGGUACAAAAUCGAUAUAGGGCCCGAUAAGACAUUCACCGCGGGAUUUCCCACGUGCGACCACCAGGAGGUCGUCAUCACGGAGAUGCUGAAGGAAGCGGAAAUGCACAAAAAUGGCAGUUUGUGGCUACCGAAGAUGAAGGUGCUCCUACCUGCCGCCAAUUACUGUCUGGAGAAUAUCCUGGAGGAUGCCGGUCAUUCCCCGAAGAUAAUGAUUUGCCAGGAGCAUGUGACGGUGGAGAAGGCCGAGAGCCACGACAUCCGUUUCAUCAUCUACCCAAUAAGUCUGGCCCUUAGCGCGGUUUUUUUGGCGGCGACGCUGGCGGCGGGGGCCAUUCUGCCCGCCAGCCACCACGUGCUGCACUGGCGGUGCCAGACCAACCACGUGGUGUGCCUCCUCGUCGGCAACGUUCUGCUGUGCAUAACCCAGCUCUCGGGCCGGAUGGAUCCGACUGUGUGCUUCUCGAUCGCUGUGUCGAUGCAUUUCCUCUUUUUGGCGGCCUUCUUCUGGCUCAACACAAUGUGUUUCAACAUCUGGUGGACUUUUCGCGAUCUGCGGCCGCAAAGCGUCGAAAAGAGUCAAGAGUGGUACCGUUUGCGCCUUUACGAACUCUACGCGUGGGGAGUCCCCGUGGUCAUCGCCGGAACGGCCGCCAUCUUGGACCAAGUGGCCGACAGUUCGAACUUUCUCCGGCCCAAGUUCGGGGACAACACUUGCUGGUUCCACGGUAACAAGGAGAAGUUUACGUUUUUCUACGGCCCCAUCGGCAUCCUCCUCUUGAUCAACUUGGCCCUAUUCGCACUCACGGCGCGAGAAUUGACUUGCGGCUUGUGGAAAAGAGAGCUGGUCAAGAGCACGUCCGAGAGAGCCGCGCUGGGCCGCGUCUGCAUCAAGCUGGUGGUGGUGAUGGGCGUCAGCUGGAUAGCGGAAAUCAUCUCAUGGUUGGUGGGUGGGCCUCAGGAAUUGUGGUACUUGACCGACUUAAUCAACUGUUUCCAAGGGGUCUUUAUUUUCAUUGUGGUGGGAUGCCAGCCUCAGGUUUUGUCUGCCGUGAAACGGCUGUGGUGUUUGAGGAAGCACAGGGCGAAUGGUACCGCGGGUACCACCAACCAUCACUCGUCGAGCUCGCAGGGUAUGCCUUCGAUGGGUGAUACUGUGACGAAUCACAGUGUUACCAACAAUACGACCAAGUCGGUGCCACUGGAGACGAGUUGCUGAUGACGGGUGAUACGAAUGCAUUUUCGGACAAUAAAUAACUUUAUUUUUUUUACUGUAACAAAUUAGGCUAGUCAGCUAUUGACAAAUUGGACGUUGUGUGCAGCAUUCCGUUGUGUUCUUUUUUUUUUGACUGAUUAUUGUGUAUUUAGGUUUAGUUCCUUUAUUUAUGUUGUUUGUUAAUGUUAAGUCGACGUAAAAAGUUUUUCUUAUUUAUCUCUUAUGAUCUUGUGUUAUAAACGACGCCCAGUAUUAUAUCAAUUUUGGUAGUUAUGUUUUUAGCCUGUUUUGUGUAUGUUGUAUGUUUUUGUAAAUAAAGAGUACAAAGUAAGAUUUCAA
Messenger RNA from Tribolium madens (black flour beetle), 2171 nucleotides. Its product is annotated as probable G-protein coupled receptor Mth-like 1. The transcript is spliced from 7 exons. The record is from RefSeq and is a predicted model, not a curated record. The coding region runs from base 111 to 1835 and encodes 574 amino acids. Gene Ontology annotation, molecular function: G protein-coupled receptor activity. NCBI's taxonomy places the organism in Eukaryota, Metazoa, Arthropoda, Insecta, Coleoptera, Tenebrionidae. Gene Ontology annotation, cellular component: membrane. Gene Ontology annotation, biological process: cell surface receptor signaling pathway; G protein-coupled receptor signaling pathway.